Drosophila rhopaloa is the source of this 1264-nucleotide messenger RNA. RefSeq names its product protein MAK16 homolog A (gene Rbm13). The transcript has 4 exons. Bases 126 to 1142 code for a protein of 338 amino acids. Gene Ontology annotation, biological process: maturation of LSU-rRNA; maturation of 5.8S rRNA. Gene Ontology annotation, cellular component: preribosome, large subunit precursor; nucleolus. The record is from RefSeq and is a predicted model, not a curated record. Lineage: Eukaryota; Metazoa; Arthropoda; Insecta; Diptera; Drosophilidae.
AGGUUAUCGAUACCCGUUAAAACAUCGAUAAUACUCUGUUGUGUAGCGCUGCACGUGUUCCACAUUUGAUUGGAUUGGUUUGGUGAUUUUGUUGGACUUAAGGCCUUUAAAACCCCACCGGCGCCAUGCAGCACGACGAUGUGGUUUGGAGCAUCAUCAACAAGUCCUUCUGCUCGCACAAAGUCAAGACCGACACGCGCACCUUCUGCCGACAUGAGUACAAUCUCACGGGUCUGUGCACCCGGCGCACCUGUCCACUGGCCAAUUCACAGUAUGCCACCGUUCGCGAGGAGAAGGGCAUCAUCUAUUUGUUCGUGAAGACUGCCGAAAGGGCCCACAUGCCCAGCAAACUGUGGGAGCGGAUCAAGUUGUCCCGCAACUUCGAGAAGGCCAUCGAACAGAUCAACGAGAACCUGGUCUUCUGGCCCAAAUACAUGAUCGCCAAGAACAAGCAGCGUUUCCUCAAGAUCACGCAAUACCUGAUGCGAAUGCGCAAGUUGAAGUUGCGCCGCCAAAAGCUGAUUGUUCCGCUGUCCACGAAGAUCGAAAGACGUGAGGCGCGCCGCGAGGAGAAGGCCUUGGUGGCCGCCAAGAUCGACAACCACAUCGAGAAGGCCCUGAUGGAUCGUCUCAAGCACGGCACCUACCGGGACAUCUACAAUUUCUCGCAGACCGCCUUCAACAAGGCUUUGGAAGCGGAACGUGUGGACGAGGAGGAUGAGGAGCUGGAGGACGAGGAGGAGGAGGAGGAGCUGGAGCGCGAAAUGGAGGUGGACGCCGACGAUUCCCGCGAAGCUGUCGAGCUGCAGAGGGACCUGCUCGAGGAGGAGUUCGUGGAGGCCGACACGGAUGAUGACGAAGACGAGGACGACGACGAGGAGGAGGACUAUGACAGCGAUUCCGGACGGCGGGAGGAGGUCGAAGUGGGCAGCGAUUUCGAAGACGACGAGGACGAUGAUGAUCCGGAUGCAGAUGAUAUUGAGGACAUCAAAGUGCCCGCCAAAAAGUCAGCCAGCAAAUCGAAGAAGGACAAGAAAUCGCCGGCGCCCAGUCGUCGCAGCCGCUCGAAACCCAAACUGGAGCUGGAGUACGAAUACGAAGUGGAGAAUGAGGUGGAGGCACAGCGGCAGAUGCGCCAUUAGCCAGGUCCAGACUAUAUUCCCCAUGCACCCCCACAUAGCUGUUAACGCUUAUUGUUUAGCCAACUUUAUAUGUAAUGCCCGUAAAGAGAGAAGUAUUUUAUAUAAAACAAAUCGAGACAAAA